AUGGCCUCUACAAGCCAGCAGAUGAAUCUUGGGAUUAUUCUUGCUCUCUUUAUAAUCGUUUCCGUACAUUGCGGCUACGGACAUAAUUACGGACAAGGAAUACCGACAUGGAUAUGUCUCGGACUAAAGUCGCCAUUCAUCGAGUUCCGGUCGGAGUUCGAGGUACUGUCCAAUAACAGUAUAUCGUUGAAUUUGACGGAAAUUCGGCACAAAUUGAAAAGUGUACAAAAUCUAGACCACUUUAUUCGUCCCGUCGAUAAUGGGCGAAAGGAUGAUAGCAAAAGAAAUCUCCUUACCGGACUAUCGUCGUCAUCGGCAGGUGUGGUCAAUACGCUUCCUAGCAACAUGUCGGUUACUUUUCUGACCACAACUCCACCAUCGUUUGUAAAUCAUUUUGAAAUAACGACCGAACACGGCAUUUCAAACGAUAUAGAUAUGGAGAAGAAAAUUUUUAGCGAGCACAUGAUAUCCGAUGAUAGCAGCAAAAAGGAAAAGAAGUACAUUAUACCACUAGCUUUGAAGACAUCGUCGAAUGAAAAGGAAAAGACCUCUUCUGUGUUUCAUGGAUCAUCGACCAAUAUUGACGAUUUGAAACGUCAUAUAUUGAUGCUCCAAAAUUUGACUCAGUCCGACAAGACUUUCCAAAGUAAGUUUGUUGUAUUUCCUGCUCUUCAAAAUAAUGGUUCAGAUGCAGUCACUACGGUAAAACCAGUAACUGCGCCAUCAAUUCGGCCAGCAAUUCAUCAAAUGCCAGUGCUCCAGAUUAAGGAAGAUCAAAGUUCAGCCAGAGUGGUUCCAGAAAAAGUUGUCCGACUACGUCCAACGAUCAACAUGCCUCGACAAAUCUUACCUAACUCUCAAGAUAUACUGACCGAUAAUAAGGACGAUACGUUCAAAAUGGAGAAAAUUACGAUAGUUCCACAGGUUUUCCUACAAAACGACCAAACGCCAGAUUCCAUGGCAGAUGAAGAUAAUAAUGACAAUAAUUACGAUCACAGCAACGAAAGGAGGAAAGAGAUCAAAGGGAAUGACAGAGAGAGCAUCAAAAAUAAAAUACCGUCACCGCCCGUCUAUCACGGCAAGGAAGACAGAAGAGAAGACUCAGGUUAUAAAUUUCCUCUGUCGGCCACAAUAACACCGGCACGAAAGAACGGCCGCAACAGAACAACUUUGGCGGCGGCAGUGGUGUCUAGCGCAGCACAAACAACCAUCGCUGAUGUUGUUGAUAUUGAUAAUGCUACUACACGUGGCUCCGGUAGCGGCAUUGCUGGUACACGGGAAAGAAAUGGCAAAAAAAGAAAUCGGAAAAAUAAAAAGCCGUCCGAGAAACCAAUUAACUCCAAUCCGGUUCAAGACUUUGACGGCGAAACAAAUCGAAGUUCAAGUGCAAACAAGACUAGAGUCGGCAGAAAAGGUGCUAAACGGCUGCAAAAUCUUCAGCAGAAAGCGUUUAUGUUGCAGCAAUUAACAUCCAGCUCAUCGACGAUUGCUGCCCCCACGUCAUCCUCUGUGCCCAAAAGUUCCAACCGAAAGCUUUCGCGUUUCCGUCGUGCAGAAUGGCCUGCCAAUAAAAUCCCGCGUUCCCAUGCGGAACAUACACUGGUUCGAGAUAGUACAAUAAUUCCGAUUUACAGUUCUUUCAAUGGGUCUAGUGUCAGCUCCAUUAGCGGUCUCACUAAUAGUGUUACCUUUAGGAAUAGCUCAAUUUCGACUAUCGAUGGCAGUGGUAAUAAUAGCAAUCAAAUCGAAAAGGAUGUUAUUAAUUUAAAUCCCGAGUUGUGCUACAAAGUUAGCGGGCUUAGUGGAGGACAGCAGAAAUUGUGUGCCCAACAUACAAGCGUUAUGCCUGCAAUCAGUCGGGGCGCUCGGGCUGCCAUACAGGAGUGCAAACACCAGUUCAAGCACCGACGAUGGAACUGCACAACGAUAGAAGACAACACCGUUUUUGGACCCGUUUCAAAUAUAGGAUCACCAGAGAUGGCUUUUGUCCACGCUUUGGCAGCAGCUGCUGCUGCCAGCUUUAUUGCUCGCGCCUGCCGAGACGGACAGUUAGCCUCAUGUGGAUGUUCCCGGAGCUCUCGUCCAUCACAGUUACACGAAGAUUGGACAUGGGGCGGUUGCGGUGACGACAUGGAAUUUGGCUACAAAUUUUCACAAACAUUUAUCGAUAUCAAAGAAAAGGAACGGAAACGCGGCACUAGAGGCUUGGUGUCUAUUCCAGCGAAAUAUCCGAAAAUUGUAGAACGACUGUUAGAAACGCUUAACGACACAAGUGAAAAUAUUCUAAAUGGUACAGACACACUUUUCCGCCCCGAAGAUCUGCAAAAGCUGCAGGACAAAAUUGCCAAAGAAAUUUCAAGCUCAAAUUUAGAUCCAAAGGAAAUGAACGAUUUACAGGAAAAAAUCAACAAAGAAAUAACCAACUCUGAAGUUUUCAAUCUGAAGCAUUUCAAUAUCUACGAUAAGCUUAAAAAAAUGUUCCGCAAGCCAGAAAAAACCCUCAAUGGUGUAAAAUUCAGUGCUUCGGCAAAGGCUCGUGCACUCAUGAAUUUACAUAAUAAUGAAGCUGGACGAAGGGCUAUCAUUAAAAAAUCGCGAAUAAUAUGCAAAUGUCAUGGUGUAUCUGGUUCAUGCAGCCUUAUCACUUGUUGGCAACAAUUAACUUCGAUUCGAGAGAUUGGUGAUUUUUUAAGAGAAAAGUACGAUGAGGCAACGCAAGUUAAAAUCAACAAACGGGGUAGACUUCAGGUCAAAGAUCCCCGAUACAAAAUUCCAACUCCAUUGGAUCUAGUGUAUCUGGACGAAAGCCCUGAUUGGUGCAGAAACAACAGGCAACUGAAGUGGCCAGGUACUCAUGGUCGUGUGUGCAACAAAACUUCCACGGGUUUGGAUGGAUGUGCGAUACUAUGCUGCGGAAGAGGUUAUAAUACGAAAAAAAUUGUAGUUAAAGAACGAUGCAACUGUAAAUUUCAAUGGUGCUGUCAGGUCAAGUGUGAUAUAUGUACGAAACAUAUAGAAGAAUAUACGUGUAAAUAAUUGUCUGUAUUUAGGAAUGUACUGUAAACCUUUAAAUUGCUCUUAGGAACGAAUUUUAGACGUAGGGCUUGUAUUGCAUGAAUGUAUCAGUUUGGAAUGCAAUACAGUUAUUGCGUGAACGAGUUAAUGAAUUAUUUAUUUGUCAGUGAAAUCAUUUUCAGUGUGAAUGCAGCUAUAUGUAUUUUGAACCAUUUUCGUAAAUUGUAAUAUAAGAGCAACCCACCAUUUUCCUUUGCAACGCGUCAAAUUCAAUUUCUAAAUUGAUAAAAUCGAAUGCAGCAAGUUAUUACACAUAAAAAAUAAAGUGUAACAGAAGCAAUUCAAAUACACAGUUAUCCAAAAUAUUACAAUUACUAUUAGGCAUACAUAAUAGUUUUAGUGAAGUUGGACGCAUGCAAAACUUAAAAAGAGUAAAACGACCCGAAUACCAUAUUGACAGAAUUAUAAUGAAAAA
Molecule: messenger RNA, 3490 nt
Organism: Sabethes cyaneus
Lineage: Eukaryota; Metazoa; Arthropoda; Insecta; Diptera; Culicidae
Gene: Wnt5
Product: protein Wnt-5
Exons: 9
Coding region: 1-3036 (1011 amino acids)
Biological process (GO): canonical Wnt signaling pathway; neuron differentiation; cell fate commitment
Cellular component (GO): extracellular region
Molecular function (GO): cytokine activity; frizzled binding
Source: RefSeq, a predicted model, not a curated record